CAGAUUUUCUGCAUUCAGCGUUGCUGUCGAUAACCUCAUGCAAGAAUAGAAAAUAGACACAGAAUUAUACAAGUUGUCAAGUUGUUACACGAGUGACUCGGCGAUUGAUUCCAAUGUAUUUGACCAUUUGUAUCUUCGAUAAGAAAACAGACCGACACGAUUAUUUGUCAAGUAUCUGAUCGCGCCCUAUACUGAGAAGAUAAAUGCGCCCGAUAGGAUCAGACAGUGUCUGGUCCAUAAAGAGGCUUGGAAGGGAUCUUGUAAGAGAGUUUAACGUUUGCUAGCGCCGGCCGACACAAAACGAUAAGGGAAAGAAGAAAAGAGGAAGGGAAAUCGCGACUCCACGUCGCGACCAUUCGAAAAGAAAAUGACCGUGAUGGAUUUCUUUGGUUGCGCCUGUCUGGCUUUUGGUCCGCCACUAGCCAUGUUUAUGUUCACCAUCGCUGCCGAGCCUAUCAGAAUAAUUAUAUUGAUUGUCAGUGCUUUUUUUUGGCUGAUAUCCUUGCUGUUAUCAUCGGUGCUUUGGUACGCUGUCGUUCCACUACAAGAACAUCUCGCGUUUGGUCUGGUCUUUUCUGUAUUGUUCCAGGAAGGUUUCAGGUAUCUCUUGUAUUGGGUGCUGCGUAAAGCUGAAAGAGGCUUGGAAAAGGUCACGACGACACAUGUGGCUGACAGUAGACAUGUAUUUGCUUACGUUUGUGGCUUGGGUUUUGGCUUCAUGAGUGGUGCCUUUGCUUUAGUCAAUGUCCUGGCUGACGCAGUGGGACCUGGUACCAUGGGACUCCGUCAGGGUUCCGAAUACUUCUUUAUAAUAUCAGCUGCUAUCACUCUGUGUUUCAUUCUCCUGCAUACAUUCUGGGGCGUCAUCUUCUUCUAUGCCUUAGACAAGAAGAAUUGGGGACAGAUUAUCUGGGUAGUUGGAUCACAUCUGGUUGUCUCAUGUAUGACAUUGCUCAAUCGUUAUCAAGUGUAUGCAGCCAGUUUAUUAUCUGCUUAUAUAGUACUGGUAAUAACAACUAUACUUGCGUUCAGGAUCGUUGGUGGACGGACGCAAUCUUUAAUUCUCUGUUUCCAAAGAAACUGAGAGCGCUUACAAAGGUUACUUACUUAAUAAAAUGUUCAUAGUUGGCAAGUUCAUCUCUGAUGUGAAUUUAAUAUCAUAAUGACAAACAUUUUUUCCCCUUAGAUGUCAAUCUCUAACGCAUAUUCUGCGAUAAGUUGUUUCUUAAGCUUGAAGUUUUGUACCGUAAGAAAUUGAUAUG
Molecule: messenger RNA, 1262 nt
Organism: Atta colombica
Lineage: Eukaryota; Metazoa; Arthropoda; Insecta; Hymenoptera; Formicidae
Gene: aph-1
Product: gamma-secretase subunit Aph-1
Exons: 2
Coding region: 368-1084 (238 amino acids)
Biological process (GO): positive regulation of catalytic activity; Notch signaling pathway; Notch receptor processing
Cellular component (GO): gamma-secretase complex; membrane; endoplasmic reticulum
Molecular function (GO): protein-macromolecule adaptor activity
Source: RefSeq, a predicted model, not a curated record